AUGUGUACCAAGUAUGAUUUUAAAAACAAGGUAGCCCUGAUAACGGGGUCGAGUUCGGGUAUCGGUGCGGCCACUGCUAUACUAUUUGCCAAAAGCGGAGCCCAAGUGGUAAUCACCGGACGUAAUGUCAAUAAACUCGACAAAGUAUGCACAGAGUGUACACAUGUCUCACCAAAUGGCCUGAAAGCGGUUCCAGUGGUGGCCGACGUGACCAAAGAGGCAGAUCUCGACCGACUCCUGACCACUACUAUCGAUAGUUUUGGUAAAUUAGAUAUUCUGGUCAAUAAUGUCGGUUCAGCCACUUUUUCUCUAGAUAUGUUUACUAAAUGUCUGGCCGUUGAAUUGGGACCUAAACGUAUACGUGUUAAUUCAGUCAGUCCGGGUUGUGUUUACACGGAUGCGUUCAAGAAUUCAAACCUAGCCAUGACUGAGGCCGAGGGCCGAGCGAUUUGGGACAAAAUCGCCGCCAAUUAUCCGGUCGGACGUAUGGGCGAGAGUGUGGAUGUGGCCAAUGCCGUGGCCUUUCUGGCCAGUGAUCAAGCUAGCUUUAUUACCGGCACCAAUUUGUUGAUAGACGGCGGCCAUAUUGCCGCCAAUAUUCAAAUCGAUAUUUAA
This is a messenger RNA of Medioppia subpectinata, 615 nucleotides long. NCBI's taxonomy places the organism in Eukaryota, Metazoa, Arthropoda, Arachnida, Sarcoptiformes, Oppiidae. The record is from the annotation of a GenBank genome assembly.